ACACACUAUUAUGAUGGCUUCUCGAGAUAAUUUUUGCCGAAAACCUGGAAAUUUUGUCGAAAAGCCCUGCGCCACGUUGUACGGAUUUAAAAGCGAGACGAUUCUUUUCUGGUGGUAACCUACGAAACAUGCGCUCCGCACGACCUUUACAUGUGACGCUCUGAAGAGAAUGAGCCUUACAAUAGUUCAGCUUAAAGAUAGAAUGGAGUAAUAUCAUAUGGGGGAAAUGUAUAUUAAGCUUUUCAGAGGGAUCAAAACUUUAGAGAAUAUUAUCACACUAAGACUGAAAAGAGGGCUUUCUGUGUCACGAAAGAAUAUUUUGUCCAUCAACAGUUUAUAUUUUUGUCAGCGGGGGUUCGGAAAUGUACUCACGAUUGACGUUCCCCACGUCAAUGUUCAAGAACCGUAAACUUGUCCCAGACACUUGACGCAUAAUUAAUAUUGUCCUCUUUCCACAGAGAAAACUGUCAUUGGACGAUCUGUUGUCUUAUAUAAUUUAUUCGUCCAGCUUCCACUACAUAAGAAGUAGCUUGACUAAUCUGAGUCGCAUUUGCCUUGCAAAAGUCCUUUACUUCAGAUAGCAAGCAACCAUGGUAGGUUGGGGUUACGAAAAAGAGAAUGGUCCCGCACACUGGCACAAAGAUUGUCCGAUAGCUAAUGGUAAGAAUCAAUCGCCGAUCGAUUUAAUCACCGGUGAAGCGAAGUACGACUCUGGUCUGAAGCCCUUGACUGCGAAGUAUACUCCGUUUAGUGACGCUAAGUUUUUGAACAACGGCCAUUCCGUGCAGUUCCAACCGAGUCCUGGAAAUCCAUCAGAACUAACUGGAGGAAUGUUGACUGCAAAGUACAACUUUGAGCAAUUUCAUUUUCACUGGGGUGGCAAUGACGCCGAGGGCUCAGAACACAGAGUAGAUGGAAAGAUGUACCCAGCCGAG
Molecule: messenger RNA, 935 nt
Organism: Pocillopora damicornis (cauliflower coral)
Lineage: Eukaryota; Metazoa; Cnidaria; Anthozoa; Scleractinia; Pocilloporidae
Product: carbonic anhydrase 2
Cellular component (GO): cytoplasm
Molecular function (GO): carbonate dehydratase activity; zinc ion binding
Source: RefSeq, a predicted model, not a curated record